This is a messenger RNA of Rubroshorea leprosula, 1222 nucleotides long. NCBI's taxonomy places the organism in Eukaryota, Viridiplantae, Streptophyta, Magnoliopsida, Malvales, Dipterocarpaceae. The record is from the annotation of a GenBank genome assembly.
AGAUUUGCUAUUUUAAGAAACAAAAAAGAAGGUGAUAAAAACAUUGUUCUCAAGUAUGCUGUUGUUAAUGCUGAAAGAAAUCAGUGACAAGGUCAAACGUUUGGCACAUUCCAAAUGGCUGAAGCUCGUAGUUUUGAGAGAGUUCUGUCAACUUUUAAAAUUGUUCUAAAAUAUGCUGUUGUUAAUGCUGAAAGAAAUCAGUGGCAAGGUCAAACGUUUUGCACAUUCCAAAUGGCUAAAGCUCAUAAUUCUAGAUCCAUUCUUGAGAGAGUUCUGUCAACUAAUUCUGUGGUUUUUGUGAUGAAUUUAAUAGUUUUCAUCCCCUAAUCAUCUUUCCAAGUCAUUAAAUUACGUCCUUAUUCUGAUAAUGGUUGCAAUAUUGAUCUUAUAGAUAGAGUUAUCAGAAUAUUUAUUUGGCAAACUCUCUUCUGUUCCAAAUAUUUGAAUCUAUGGCCCAAAACCUUCAAAGAACGUUCAUCAUGCUUGUCUUUAUUCUUUCAAUAGUAGAUAUUGCAACUUUUCUUGACCGCAGGUAACUGCAAAUUACAUAAUCUCUCAAAGUUGUUUGCUUUUGAUCAGAUUUGGAAUUUUGCAUUACAUUUUAUUUUCUCUUUUUUUAACCAUUCCAGGUUUUAUUUUGAACGGCAUCUACUAACAUGUUUAAUCUCAGCAUAGAAUCAGUGCAAGUGCACGUGCUAGUCUUCACUUCAACAAUACCAAGGAAGAUGUUGAUGACUUUAUCACGGCAGUCAAUGACGCGGUCAGCUUCUUCAAUUCUUUUCAAGUAGUCUGUUUCCAGUAUUUGAUUGUGUUAAAGCUGCUGAUGACUCUCUUCCUCCUCCUUUGUAAGAGGUGUUUUCUUUUCACCAUUCACUCUGUUACAUGCAUCUAGGAGCAUGUAAUACUUGCUUGUAAGCAAGUUUUAUCAAAUACUUAUAUUGCCCUACUUUUUUCUUUUUUCUUUUUUUUUUUAUAAAGGAAAAAAGGUAAGCUUUUCCGUUCCAUGGAAGAAAGCUAAAACCAACUUUUAGCCCCUUACUUUACAAAAUUGGUAGGUUUUAGACCUUAACCUUAUAAUAUGAUACUUUUAGUCCUUUACCUUACAAAGUUAGUAGGUUUUAGCCCCUUACCUUACAAAGUUGGUAGGUUUUAGUCCCUAAUCUUAUACUAUGACACUUUUAGCCCAUUAUCUGUAUGAAUUGAAGAAAAUAACCCUCACUUA